GAGAAGGAGGGCAAAGCAGGAGGGCUUGUGGCUCUAUAUAAAGAGGGAAAUCGGAGUGUGACUAGAGGCAGUAUUCUGUUCGGUACUUUGACCUGUAGCUGAAACAGACCAGCACACACUUUGUUCACUGGAUAUAACCAGAGGAAGGAUUUGAUUCCACUUAACAAGAUAAGUAAUGUUGAAGCUCUUGAUGCUGGCCGCCAUCACAGCGCUCCUCCUGUUGACGGAGGGGGGAAUGUCGGCAAGGACUCAGUCCCGCACUAAGAGACAACUGGCCAGCCCGCUGCACCUCAGGGGGAUCCGGGACCCCUAUGGCUCCUACUGCCAGAGGAGAGGAGGUUGCUGCCCCGGCCGAAAUGACCAGUGCACUGUGCCAUACCUGGACACCAUCUGUUACUGCGACCUGUUCUGCAACCGCACCGUGUCCGACUGUUGUCCUGACUUCUGGAGCCACUGCCUGGGAACAACUCCUCCAUAUCCUCCCAGUUCUUGUGAAAGGAAUGGUCAGAGGUUUCACUCAGGAGCAACAUACAAAGAGAACUGUAAUUUAUGCACAUGUGGUCAAAAUGGGCGCUGGGAAUGUGAGCAUCAUGCCUGUCUGAUUGAGGAUGACAUGAUCCAGGAAAUCAACAGGAGAGGUUAUGGUUGGAGGGCCUCAAACUACAGUCAGUUCUGGGGUAUGACGCUGGACGAGGGUCUGCGGUAUCGUCUGGGCACACAACGCCCCUCAAGGACCAUUAUGAACAUGAAUGAGAUGCAGAUGAAUAUGAAUGGAAACGAUCAUCUGCCAAGUUACUUUAACGCAGCAGACAAAUGGCCAGGGAAAAUCCACGAGCCCUUGGAUCAGGGGAACUGCAAUGCAUCCUGGGCUUUCUCAACUGCAGCUGUUGCAUCAGACCGGAUCUCUAUUCAGUCAAUGGGUCACAUGACCCCUCAGCUCUCACCUCAGAAUCUGAUUUCCUGUGACACACGUAAUCAGGCCGGCUGCUCCGGUGGGCGUAUUGAUGGGGCCUGGUGGUACCUAAGGAGAAGAGGGGUUGUGACAGAGGAGUGUUACCCUUUCUCUUCACCCCAGCAAAGUCCUGCUGAAGUGGCUCGCUGUAUGAUGCAAAGUCGAGCGGUGGGCCGGGGAAAGAGGCAGGCCACAGCGCACUGUCCCAACAGCCACAGCUACCACAAUGAUAUUUACCAGUCAACCCCACCAUACAGAUUGUCCUCUAAUGGGAAUGAGAUUAUGAAAGAGAUUAUGGAUAAUGGCCCCGUGCAAGCCAUCUUGGAGGUCCAUGAGGAUUUCUUUGUGUACAAGAGUGGAAUUUACCGGCAUACAGAUGUCAAUUACCACAAACCGUCACAGUAUCGCAAACAUGCAACACACUCUGUCAGGAUAACAGGAUGGGGAGAGGAAAGAGAUUACAACGGCAGAACACACAAAUACUGGAUUGCAGCCAACUCAUGGGGGAAGAACUGGGGUGAGGAUGGUUACUUCCGGAUUGCUCGUGGUGUAAAUGAGUGCGAGAUCGAAGCGUUUGUGAUCGGCGCGUGGGGCAGGGUCACCAUGGAGGACAUGCACAACCAUCACCACCAUCACGGACGCCGCAAGUAGAGAUCUGCAGUGUACGCCUCACUGUAUGAUUUAAAAGUCAAUCAGGUCUUUUACAGGUUUGUGAGAGUCUGAUUUCCACCAAAUCCCAGUGCCUUCUGAGUAUCUCUUCAUGUCAUAUCCACAAAAAGUGGUGUCCACUGCCCCCCUCUGUCCAAAUACGCGUCUCCACUGGAGUUUUGGUUUGGACGAAUGUAACACUCCAGUUUGUGUAUACAGCCUAUAUCGUCUUAUUGGUGGAAACCGGCUUGUUACACUCCCUGACUGGACCUCAAAUAACAGCUACACCCAGACAGCAACAUAGUAUUGGCCCAGAUCCGGCCCACAUCUGGCCCACAUGAAAUCCAUGUGGGCCAGAUGUGGGCCAGACCUGGGCCGAAAUUGCUUGCUGUCUGGGCAGCCACAGGACUCAGACACACUCAGGACUCAGUACUCCAAAGACACACUUCACAGGCACACAUGCGCUCAGCAUCACAAUGUAAUUGUCUCAAAUGUCUAAUAUAGUCAUAUAUUAGGAUCUGUCUUUUGUUUUGUAUUUUUUUUCCUAUGUUUGGGAAUCGUUACACACCAAGGCAGACAGUCAGACAGCACUCCAUACGUUCUGCUAAAAGGGGAGAGGGUUGGAGGAACACCAGGAUGGCGGAAGAAGGUUUUAGGACCAAUAAUUUAUUCCAAACAUAGGCUAGAUUACAUUUAUGACAGUUCUCUGCAUUCCAUUGAGGUUAAGGUUGUGUAAAAUUGCUUUAAAGCAUUUUAUCCCACUCCAGUCUUUGUUACAAAGUUGGAUUCUGUUUGGUUGGCUGUUAAACAAAUUUAAAGAAUGACUGUAUAGAUGCAGACACUGCUAUUCACUCUCAUUUGAGAAAAAUAUAACAGGAAGCAAACCAAAAUGUUAUUUCAUGCUAUGAGACCAAAUAAAUGGACAUCAGUUACUGCGAUUUUAAAUGACCCUUUAAAAUCUACAUGAAUUUAAAGGCUGGAAGUGGUUUGGUCAACCUGGCGCUUAAAUAGUGGGCUAUACAAAGGCAAAGACAACUGUUAUCGUCAGAACCUUUCUGUUGUAGUGUGUUGGCUAAAUUGUGCUGGAAUAUAUACAUGUAAAUACCACAGUUUCCAUGUAAGAACAAAAUCUGCUUAAGUCUUAAGCUAAUGUACUCUGUGAACUUAUACGAUUGUGAGUGUAAAAAACUAAUUACCAUUACCAUUAGUAUAAAAAAAAUUCUUUGUUAUUCAUUUACAUUAAAAAAAAAAUGAAAUAUGAGGUUUUGAAAGUGGGUCGAAAGUGCGCAUGGUUUGGGGUUCAGUGCUGAAUUACUACUGUCUUGCUAUAUAAAUCAGCAAAACUGCAAUAUUACAAGACAUCAUAGGGCAUUUGCUUCUCAAAUAUCCAUCUACACAUAUAUGGAGAUUAUUGUGCGUUAAUAAGCGUGAGACAGCUAUUGCUGCAAGGGCAUAAAACAUUGCAAACUAUAAUAUUGUGCUUGCACCAGAGCUCCAAGCAAUCCCAUCUGCUGACUAUGAUAAUGAUAAUGUCCUUAUUAUGGUGACAUGACUAAUUCAGAAGCCUUAUGGCAGGCAUUUGAUUCAGCAAUACAGACUCACAGACAGGAAGUCAGGGGUGUUUCAGUAUAAAUUCAGCAACAGAUCCUGUAUUCUGCCCACCAGUCCAUUAGCAUUCGGUGAAAUGUCUUCUCUAUUAGUCAUGCAAGAAGUUUUUAUUGAGAUAAAGCAGUUAUAUGCAGCCAGAUGAGUCUAGCAUAUGGGCUUAUGUUAUAUUCAGUGUCUUAAUAUUGCUAGAUUUUACAUUACGGUUCACUUUAUACACUGAUUUGAGCCCAAGCUGAAUCGUUCUCAUUUAGACAUUCUGCAGUUCUGUAAUGAAUUAAUGUGUUAUUUAAGAACAAAGUCUGUUUGUAAAUCGCUGGUUACUACUGUGCAAUGUUACUGUGCAUGUUGUUCCUCGUAUUGUCUGUGCACAAUGCAAAUCACUGUAGUAUUCACCUGUGUGAUGCAAUAAAAGUCCUACAGCCCA
Molecule: messenger RNA, 3632 nt
Organism: Carassius gibelio (silver crucian carp)
Lineage: Eukaryota; Metazoa; Chordata; Actinopteri; Cypriniformes; Cyprinidae
Gene: tinagl1
Product: tubulointerstitial nephritis antigen-like 1
Exons: 12
Coding region: 176-1603 (475 amino acids)
Biological process (GO): proteolysis
Cellular component (GO): lysosome
Molecular function (GO): cysteine-type peptidase activity; peptidase inhibitor activity
Source: RefSeq, a predicted model, not a curated record